Molecule: messenger RNA, 759 nt
Organism: Diceros bicornis minor
Lineage: Eukaryota; Metazoa; Chordata; Mammalia; Perissodactyla; Rhinocerotidae
Gene: C2H3orf49
Product: chromosome 2 C3orf49 homolog
Source: RefSeq, a predicted model, not a curated record
AUGAGACGGCAUAGACCUGUGUCCACCAACUUAGUAAAACAAAAUGUUGUCCCCAAAGAGGAAUCAUCCGGUGAUAACGACAUGGAAUUUCUUGAAAGCCAACAAAAUCAGAAUAAAAAUUUGAUGAAGAAAGUGAAGACUGUUUUGGGGAGGAUGCUGUCCUACAAUUACAGAAGCAAGCCAACAAGUGCCAGUGGAGAGGGCUCCUCUAACCAUAAGGAAACCCUCCUUUCGAACAUGCAGAGUCUUCUGCCUAGAAUUGUCAAGGAGCUUCCAUCGCCCAAGUUAUUUACCAAAGCAAGAAUGAGAAAGCUGUCACAGAAUGCCACUAUACAGCUUGAUGUUGUAGAAACAGAGACCGAGGAAAUAACCCGAGCAAAUACACUUCUCCAGACCAAGAGAACCACCAAGCGGUUAUCUGUGACAUCCCUUCCCUCAGCACUGCAAAAGGUUCCGUAUUCAUCAAAAAUGAGACCACAUUUUCCAGUGCUUAGAAAAAAGAAACAUAGCAUGGAAAACAUCCUCCGAAAAUCAGAUUUGAUAGUGGGAAAGCUUCAAAUGUAGGUGGAUGACCUCAUAGAAACAGUGACAGAUAAAUCCCUGAAGUUCUUGGCCCAAAGACACGCUGAUCUUCAACAGUGUGAGUUUCUAGGGGACAAAAUUCUUCAGUCUUCUAAGCAGUUCCACAGGAUAUCCAAGAGAACCAUGAGGAAGUAUAAAUUGAAAAAUGUGUGUUUCCCAUGUACCUGUUGCUUCUGA